Molecule: messenger RNA, 168 nt
Organism: Phytophthora nicotianae INRA-310
Lineage: Eukaryota; Oomycota; Peronosporomycetes; Peronosporales; Peronosporaceae
Exons: 3
Coding region: 1-168 (55 amino acids)
Source: RefSeq, a predicted model, not a curated record
AUGUCGUCUGCGUCUGUUGGGCCGAAGGGUUCUUGCGUGCUUGAUUCGAACGAGACAGCACUCGGACCCAGAACGGGUGCCGACGUCAUAACAGGGCUAGGGACUGAGGAAGAGGGAUCCAGUGCGGUGCUGUCUGGCGGUGAGAGACCUACGGUGCUGUUGCGGUAA